CCGGUAGAAUCCCAAACGUUUUCAUUCACAGGAUGCAACCGCCACUCUGCAGUUGGGGGAGACCAUCUGCAUGAUUCAAGCCAUGAGGAUGCAAUACAUACACAUUUAAUUCACGUACUUGGUGGCUACCAUUGUCUAUAAAGCCAUCGCAACCCAUCUCACGAGGUUCGAAACAUCUCACAACCAUCUCUCAGUGUCUCAGCCACACAGACCAACAAUGCGCUUCUCAACCAGGAUCUUUUUCAGCCUCGCGGUUGUGCUCAGUUGGGCUUGGGUAGCCCAUGGCGUGGCCAUCUCGAAGCUUGAGGGACGAUAUGAAGUGCAAGGCGCCCCUGCAGCGUCGGGCUAUCGGUCUGUUGCGUACUUCGUCAACUGGGCAAUCUACGGCCGCAAACAUGACCCUCAGGAUAUCGUGAUCGACCAGCUCACUCAUAUAAAUUACGCCUUCGCCAAUGUGCGCCCUGAGACCGGAGAGGUCUACAUGACUGAUGGCUACGCUGACAUCGAGAAACACUAUCCGGGUGACUCGUGGUCUGAGCCCGGCAAGAAUGUCUAUGGUUGCAUCAAACAGAUGUAUCUCUUGAAGAAGAAAAACCGCAACCUGAAGGUCAUACUCUCUAUUGGCGGGUGGACUUACUCCAAGAACUUCGCACAAGCAGCGAGCACAGAGGCUGGACGAAAGAUGUUUGCCGACUCGUCGGUCAAGUUGCUGUCCGACUUGGGGUUCGAUGGGAUUGAUGUUGAUUGGGAGUAUCCGGACAACGACCAACAAGCCAGUGACUACGUUCUUCUUCUAAAGCAGAUCAGAACUACACUGGACGACUACAGCCAAAAGCAUGCCAAUGGCAAGCAUUUUAUUCUCACAAUCGCCACAUCGGCAGGCCCCGACAAAAUCAAGAAACUGCAUAUCAAGGAUAUGGACGCUCAGCUGGACUUCUGGAAUCUUAUGGCUUAUGACUAUGCCGGAAGCUUUGCUAACUUCACUGGGCACCAAGCCAACGCAUACCCUGACGACUCGAAUCCGAAUAGCACUCCGUUCAGUACCCAAGCGGCGAUUGACAUGUACCUGCAAGGAGGUGUGGCGGCGAACAAGAUUGUCCUCGGCAUGCCUCUGUACGGCCGGUCAUUCGCUAAUACAGAUGGUCUGGGUAAGCCCUUCACGGCAGAUGGCGAGGGUAGCUGGGAGAAUGGGGUGUGGGACUACAAAGCCUUACCAAAGCCGGGAGCCGAGGUGCAUGAGAUGGAGAAUAUUCUUGCCAGUUACAGCUACGACAGCAAGCAGAAAAGGUUGAUCAGUUAUGACACCCCUAAGAUCAUUCAGUUGAAGGCUGGAUACAUCAAGAAACUGGGCCUGGGUGGCUCUAUGUGGUGGGAAACCAGCUCCGACAAAGGCGGCAGUGACAGUCUGAUUAGUACGGCAGCAAACGCACUCGGCGGCACGGGGACCUUUGAGAAGGUUGAGAAUCAAUUGGACUACCCAGCCUCGCAGUAUGACAACCUGAAGAACGGAAUGAAGUAAGCUGGGCAGCCUCAGGGCUCGCAUGAUGUAUCUUGAACUGUGGUCUGAUGUUUGGUUUACCUCGAAUGUUGUGUUUUGGAUUCUGGCAAUCUUAUAGUUUAUCUAUUCGUAUUCUUCCUUGCCAUUCAGCUUUACUGUGUAGGUCUGUAACAGAUCUGGCAUAGGUUUCUUGUCAUGUAUGCCUCAUAUUUAGUUCUAAGAUGCUUGCUUUUCGAUUCCAUCAUCGAGAAUAUGAGUAUUCGUACUGAAAAUUCCCUUGAAAUUGUCCUCUACCCAAUUAUCCAUCCACUACACACAUCAUCGGCUAACAUGGGUAGUAGCUAAGAGAUAACUAUGUCAGGAGUGUCUGAAAGAUAAUCAGCCUAGUAGGACUCUCAACUUAAACCUGUUGUCUUUCACGUUGCAUGUUGGUGAUUAUAAGAGCGCAUCCAAACUGACAAACGGCAUCUCACUUCAGGUAUCAUCUGUAUGUACCCGUCUCUACUUGUAGUAC
Molecule: messenger RNA, 2012 nt
Organism: Aspergillus pseudotamarii
Lineage: Eukaryota; Fungi; Ascomycota; Eurotiomycetes; Eurotiales; Aspergillaceae
Product: glycoside hydrolase family 18 protein
Exons: 6
Coding region: 218-1519 (433 amino acids)
Biological process (GO): carbohydrate metabolic process; chitin catabolic process
Cellular component (GO): extracellular region
Molecular function (GO): chitinase activity; chitin binding
Source: RefSeq, a predicted model, not a curated record